AUGGAUACUGUGAAUCCAGUAAACCACAUCUCCAUGCACGACUUACGACAGAGGACGUUAGAGAAGACCCAGUACCUUCAAGAGAAUGGCUAUAACGUUAUAGAGAUAUGGACCUGCGACAUCGAACGUGAGCUUUCCAUGGAUUCAGAGAUGAAGACGUUUUUCGACGAUUUUGAAAUCUUUGAACCUCUAGAGCCACGACAGGCUUUCUUCGGUGGCCGCACCAAUGCCACACGUCUUUACUACGACGUCAGAGUUGAUGAAAAGAUUCGUUAUGUAGACUUCUGCAGUUUCUAUCCCUGGUGUAACAAAUAUGGGGAAUAUCCGAUCGGACACCCAGAAAUAAUCACAGAUAAUUUUGGACUGGUUGAAAGUUACUUUGGUCUAAUAAAAUGUUCUGUGCUACCACCUCGAGGGCUCUAUCACCCGGUCUUGCCCUAUCGUACUCAGGGCAAGUUAAUGUUUCCCCUCUGCCGUACCUGUGCCGACUCCGUGCAACAAGAACCCUGCAAACACGUUGAUAGAGAGAGAGCUAUACACAGCACAUGGGUGAGUCUGGAGCUGGAAAAGGCCCUCGAGAAGGGUUAUCGAGUCCUGAAGAUAGACGAAGUUUGGCAUUUCCCUGAACAUAGAGAUGGCCUCUUCAAAGAUUACAUCGAUACCUUCCUCAAAAUCAAACAAGAGGCAAGUGGUUUUCCAGCAGGGUGCGAUACAGACGAGAAGAAGUCACAGUACAUUGCUGAUUACGCGGCAAAGGAGGGAAUACAACUGGAUCCUAGACAGAUCGUCAAGAAUCCUGGCCUAAGGGCGUUGGCAAAGCUCAUGCUUAACUCCUUUUGGGGAAAGUUUGCACAACGUCCUAACAUGGGUCAGGUUAAAAUCAUUUCGGAUCCUGCUGAAUACUUCGACCUUUUAUCUAGUGACAAAAUCAACGUCACUGACGUUAAUUUCAUCAACGACGAGCUGAUCGAAGCACAUUAUGAAAAUAUCGAAGAGUUCGUGGAGGCUGACGGAAAUACAAAUGUAAUUAUCGCGGCCUUCACUACAGCCCAUGCUCGCCUGAAACUCUACAGCGUUCUGGAGCAGCUGGAUCGUCGUGUCUUGUAUUUCGACACGGACUCCGUGAUCUAUGUGUCAAGAGAUGGUGAAUGGGAGCCACCCGUUGGUUCAUACCUCGGUGACCUGACUGAUGAAUUAGAUGGAGCUCAUAUUAUCACGUUUGCGUCCGGUGGUCCCAAGAACUACAGUUACGAGACGAACAAGGGGAAAACAGUUUGCAAAGUACGCGGGAUAACAUUGAACUACAGAACGAAGCAAUUUGUUAAUCACAGUGUCUUGUGUGAUUUGAUCUUCUUGAACACUAUAAGUAAUGAAAACGAUGGAAUCACCAUCGACAUUCCGUAUAAGAUCAUAAGAGACACGAGGGACAAAGCGAUAAUAACGAAAAGUGAAAGGAAAAAAUAUAGAAUGGUAUAUACUAAGCGUGAAUUGUAA
Dendronephthya gigantea is the source of this 1494-nucleotide messenger RNA. RefSeq lists its product as uncharacterized. The transcript is spliced from 4 exons. Lineage: Eukaryota; Metazoa; Cnidaria; Anthozoa; Malacalcyonacea; Nephtheidae. Gene Ontology annotation, molecular function: nucleotide binding; DNA binding; DNA-directed DNA polymerase activity. The record is from RefSeq and is a predicted model, not a curated record. Bases 1 to 1494 code for a protein of 497 amino acids. Gene Ontology annotation, biological process: DNA replication.